AAUCACGUGGGUGUGACGCAAUCUGAUUCCUCUUGCCGGCAGGAAGCUGGAUGAAGUGUUUGUCAUCGUGACACAUGAAAGUCACCGCUUAAUUUAACUGAGUGAAAUCCAGUAGGAGGUAUUUUUGCAAUCUUCUGCCGCAGAACACACUCCUGUGUUCAAUAUGUACAAGAGGUAUUUCACAGCUGAUACGUUUGUAAUGCAACAAGAGUAUUUCAUAACGGGUUUAGCUAACGAAGCGUUGGACGUUUCGAAGGACAAACGUCAAUAGCUGGGGGGAAAACUACUAACAAUUCGUCUUUUCGAGAAGUUGCAGCGUUAAAAAACAAUCGGUGCUCGCUCACUCCUUCAAAGAUGGCAAGGAACCUCGCUAGAAUACUCGGAGGCUGUGGGAGCCUCGUUCCAUUCAUGAAGACACCCGCGUGCCCUCCUCGCAACAGCAGCAGCAUUCCUCCUGCCAGGACUCUGGUGCAGAUGCUCUUCUCCAAGUCCAGGGACUUCAGCCUGCCCAACUCCUCAUGGGGGGAAGAGAUGAUGCGACUCUAUGAAUUUUAUAACGGCCAAUCUGACGUAGAAACAGAAGGAGAGGAGAACCAGGGGAGGGAAUGGAAGAGACUCCCAAGCUACAACCGUUCCCUUAAAUAUGCAACAGGUGGAGUUUAUCUGAGCAAAAUAAUCCAGUCAAAAGCGCGUCUCUUCACCCGAAACAUUCGUGAACCUGGUGCUGCUUUUGAAUAUGUUCUCUUUAUCAACAAAGAAAAAGAGAGGUGUGUGUGCGUUUUCCAAGCGGGACACUUGCUGGAAGGACCUCCAGGACAUGUCCACGGGGGGGCAAUAGCGACCAUGAUUGACACAGUGACUGGAACUCAUGCAUCUGCGAUUUCUGCCCCAGUUAUGACGGCCAACCUCAACAUUGACUACCGCAGCCCCAUCCCACUGGGAAGCACAGUGUUGAUUGAGUCCACGCUGGAGAAAACAGAAGGCAGAAAAUUAUAUAUUUCAUGCAAAGUGACCAGCACUGAUGGCUCAAAGAGGCACACUGAUGCAACAGCACUGUUUGUGUCGAUCAGUGUCGCUCAUCUGCUGAAAGGGUGACAACAUUUCAGUCUGCCACAAACAACAAAUCUGUCACAGGUGUGUGUGUGUGUGUGACACUGUAAAAAAAAAAAAAAAGUGUCCUUUUGGUUUGAAAUAUGUACAUAUUUUCUAUAAAAUGAAAAUUGAAUGUAAAUAUAACAUUGUUUGCUUUUAAUUAUAUGCUAUUUUAUUAACAGUUUCUGCCAACUUUUAUUUUGACUUCACAUAUCUUUAAACUUUAUUUAAGGUGUAUUUUAUUGUUGAACAAAAUUGUAUUGUUUUCAGGUAUAUUGUGGCCUUAAACAUGAAUGAGCUGUACUUAUUUUUGUGGAGUAGCUCAAUAAACACUCUUCCAUGGUGCAACAGAAAACAAACUGCAAUAAGUA
Messenger RNA from Oryzias latipes (Japanese medaka), 1463 nucleotides. It is a transcript of the gene them4, whose product is annotated as thioesterase superfamily member 4. The record is from RefSeq and is a predicted model, not a curated record. NCBI's taxonomy places the organism in Eukaryota, Metazoa, Chordata, Actinopteri, Beloniformes, Adrianichthyidae.